UUAACCAUGAUUCCUACUUGUUCACAAUCAUAAUAUUACUCGUGUUUUGGUAUCAGCCCUCCACAUAAUGCUGGUGCGACUGGUAUCUCGGGCCUCUGCCCAACGCCUCGUCACAAGCUCUCCUUCACGAACCGCAGUCGCCGCACAACUACGAUCAUACCAUGCCUUCGAUAGAAGCACAACCCGAUACAUUCGAACUCUAGGUCAAUCACAACGAACAUCACACGUCUCAGCAAUAGGCGCACGAUGCUACUCCUCGAGAAAAGAUCCACAACAAUCAAACGAGCCUCCCUCAUCUGCACAAGAAGAGUUCAGCGGUCCAAAGUCACCUGAGGCAAACACCACCCCAUCAUCCACAGAGUCCUUCGCCUAUGAAGCUCCUAGGACCUCGCGUCCAGCUCCAGGUGCGCCCGCUCCAGGUUCGCCUGCGGAACCCUCGUCCGCAGAGGCAGAAGAAGCAAGCCAAGUCGCUAGUGGCCAGAAACCUUUGCCAGACCUUCGCCAUGGCAUUCCCUCCACCUUCGCAGAGGAAUUCUUGAAGCAAACGGCCGAGAAACCAGAGAAGUCGACGGAACCGGACAUCACAGAAAAGACGACACAAGAGUUAGAAGAAGCGCCCGAGCCUGAAGCAAAGGCGGGUGGUGGUCGUGGAGAUUCCGAUUAUCCCAAGUCGGCAUAUGAGACGUCCAUCGAUCGGAGGAGGAAUAUGAUGGCGCGAUACAUGUACAUUGCCUUGUUCACUGGCGCCACCGCGUUCGCUAUGUAUAUGGGCCGUAACUGGGAGACCGAACAAGAGGAGAAGGCCCACGCCGACGCGCCGUCCGGAUGGGGAUUCAAGCUCUUCUGGGACCGGGUGAAAGUUCGUCUCUCGAGUCAAAUGGUUUACUACACCGAACCCGCGUUCCCGAAGCUACUCCCCGACGUCGAUCCAAUGAUGAGGCCGCCAGGUGGAAUGACGCUGGUGAUCUCGUUGGAAGACAUGAUGGUUCACACGGAAUGGACUCGACAAAACGGAUAUCGUCUGGCGAAGCGCCCCGGCGUGGACUAUUUCCUCCGAUACCUCAGCCAGUACUACGAGUUGGUGUUGUUCACGUCCGUUCCAAGCAUGAACGCCGACCCGAUCAUCUCCAAACUCGACCCUUUCCGCAUCAUCACUUGGCCACUAUUCCGAGAAGCGACCAAGUAUGAAGGCGGAGACUACGUCAAGGACAUCUCCUACCUCAACCGCGACAUCUCCAAAGUCAUCGUCAUCGACUCCAAGGCCGGCCACGUCAAGAACCAGCCCGAAAAUGCCAUCAUCCUCCCCCCCUGGAAAGGCGACCCCAAAGACCAAGACCUCGUCGCCCUGAUCCCCUUCCUCGAACACGUCGCCACCAUGGGCAUCACCGACGUGCGCCCCGUCCUCGCCUCCUUCAAAGGCAAACACAUACCCACUGAGUUCUCCGCCCGCGAAGCCCGCGCCCGCGCCCUCUUCAACGCGCAGCUAGACGCCGAGCGCAAGAAAUCCAGUCAGCGUGGCGUGGGGGCGUUCGCCAGCGCGCUCGGCGUUAAGCCCGCCGGCAUGAUGAUCGGCGAGGAGAGCAUCAGCGAAGGCUUCGAGAAGGGGAAGAUGCUCAGCGACCAGAUCCGCGAGCGCGGGAUCCAGAACUACCAGCAGAUUGAGAAAGAGAUCCAGGAGAACGGGACGAAGUGGCUGAAGGAGUUGGAGGCGGAGCAGAAGCGCAUGCAGGACGAGCAGGUGAAGGGGAUGAAGAGCGGGCUGAUGGGGUGGAUUGGGCAGGGGUCGGGGCCGGAGGAGUCGCCGAAGUCGGCGUAG
Molecule: messenger RNA, 1816 nt
Organism: Eremomyces bilateralis CBS 781.70
Lineage: Eukaryota; Fungi; Ascomycota; Dothideomycetes; Eremomycetales; Eremomycetaceae
Exons: 2
Coding region: 68-1816 (582 amino acids)
Molecular function (GO): phosphoprotein phosphatase activity
Source: RefSeq, a predicted model, not a curated record